Molecule: messenger RNA, 1619 nt
Organism: Suricata suricatta (meerkat)
Lineage: Eukaryota; Metazoa; Chordata; Mammalia; Carnivora; Herpestidae
Gene: ZNF385D
Product: zinc finger protein 385D
Exons: 8
Coding region: 119-1552 (477 amino acids)
Cellular component (GO): nucleus
Molecular function (GO): nucleic acid binding; zinc ion binding
Source: RefSeq, a predicted model, not a curated record
CGGCGCGAGCGGCGCUUCGGCGACUCUUCUCCGCGGCGGCCGCUCACGCCUCGUGGUGACUCUCGCCCCCGAAGCUGCAGACCGGCAGUUGUGCCAGCCCGGGCGGCCGCUCCUCCCGAUGCCAGGGCCGGGGCGCAGGGCGGCCGCCGGCCGGAGGAUGAAGGGCUUGGCGGGGGGAAGGAGAGAAAAGCUGCCGGGGGCGCCCAAGGCUCAGGCCAGCCACGAUUUCACAUGUGCACAAGAUGGAGAGAAUGAGGCUGAAUUUUUACCUGAUGACUUUGAAGAAAAACCAGAAAGAGAAAAGAAACAUACCAAUUUCACUUUGUGCAACGUUUGUAACAUUCAGCUCAAUUCUGCAGCUCAAGCACAAAUCCACUACAAUGGCAAAUCACAUCAAAAGAGAUUAAAACAACUGAGCAACGGGAUGCUGAAAAAUGACAACAGUGGUACAUGCCAGAGCCCUGCUCUCCCAGCCCUGGUCCGUCCACCAGCCCCUCCUCUGCAACCUUCGCUGGAUAUCAAACCCUUCCUUCCCUUUCCUCUUGACACUGCAGCCGCAGUCAACCUCUUCCCCAACUUUAAUGCGAUGGACCCAAUUCAGAAAGCUGUAAUAAAUCAUACAUUCGGGGUUCCUCUUCCUCAUCGAAGAAAGCAAAUCAUAUCAUGCAACAUUUGCCAGUUGAGAUUUAAUUCUGAUAGCCAGGCUGCGGCCCACUACAAAGGCACGAAACAUGCCAAGAAGCUCAAAGCACUGGAAGCCAUGAAAAAUAAGCAGAAAUCUGUAACUGCCAAGGACAGCGCAAAGACUACCUUCACCUCCAUCACUACCAAUACCAUCAAUACCAGCUCUGACAAAACAGACAGUGCCGCAGGGACACCAGCAAUACCAACGACAACUGUGGAAAUUCGCAAAAGCGGUGUUAUGACAGCUGAGCUCACCUCCAAAGUGGAAAAGAGCCCCACGGCAGCCACCGGCAACAGCUCGUGUCCUUCCACGGAGACCGAGGAGGAGAAGGCAAAGCGGCUUCUGUACUGUUCGCUAUGCAAGGUUGCUGUCAACUCCGCCUCACAGCUGGAGGCCCACAACAGUGGUGAGAUGAGCGAGUUCUCUUCUGUCUCAACAAUUCUGCACGUAUCUGCCUCUGAAUGGAUUAGAUCUUUUGCAGCAGGGGACAAUGGGGUGGCGGGAAACUGGCAAUUAUUACAUGCAAUUCAUCACAUUAGCAGUAGAAGGCACAAAGACAGAGCUGCUGGGAAGCCCCCGAAACCUAAAUACAGUCCUUACAACAAACUACAGAAGGCAGCACAUCCACUGGGGGUAAAAUUAGUAUUUUCAAAAGAACCUACAAAGCCAUUGGCUCCACGAAUUCUACCAAACCCGCUGGCGGCCGCGGCGGCCGCCGCUGCAGUGGCAGUGAACUCGCCCUUCAGUCUGCGAACUGCUCCGGCAGCGACCCUGUUCCAGACCUCGGCGCUCCCCCCGGCGCUCCUGCGGCCGGCGCCCGGACCUAUUCGGACCGCCCACACUCCUGUGCUGUUUGCUCCUUACUGAAUUCCAAACGGGAGUACUUGUACUGCAAUAAUUUUUCAAAAAACAAAACAAACAAAACAAAAGAGAA